ACUAGUAUGGUUAUGAAAUCCGUAAACAUAUUACAUAAAAUUUAUAAAAUACCUUUACUCGUAGUAAGUUCUAUUCUGAACACAAUUUAGAGCCUAAAAAAAUUUGUUCAUUUCCAAUUGUAUAAAGAGCUUUUUUAUUAAUUAUAAUUGACUUACACAUAGAAGUAUUUCACAGUAUGAACAAAAUAAACCGUGUAGUACAAAAAUAAGUAAGGAAACGUAAAGCGCAUAGGAGGAUGCGCAGUGAAUUUGCGGCCAUAUAAAGGGAGUACUGAAAAGCCGCCUCCAUUCACAACUUGCGGGACGCCGACGUCACUAGUUGCUUCAAGUUUCGGAAGUUUUUUUAAUACAUAGUGAAUAUAAAAAGUUCGAUAUGAGAGCGGUGUUCUGUCUCGUUGGUUUGGUGUUCGCGUGCAAUGGUAUCAGUGGCCUGCUUUUGCCGGGAUUACGGUACACGUCGAGGGAUGCGCCUUUAUCGUGGUUCUCGAGAGUACGGCGUAUGCCUGUACUGACACAUCGCGUCAUAGAUCCAAAUGAAGAAUGCUUCAUGGUAACAUCAGAAGAAGGGGAGCUGUUCUUCAAGUCGCCCUCCGACGAGCCGGUGGUGUGUGGUAUCUACAUGAUAGCUGAGCCAGAUAAGCGAAUCCAGGUCACUUUCAACUACCUCGACGUGCCUUGCGACAAUGGCGGACUUGUGGCUUGGAUAGAUGGCUGGGAGUUAAACGGUCAAGUCUGGCCCGCUGACGCGUGGGACGACGACAGAGUCGUUGAGUCCUGCGACAGAAGGCCACAACGAAAGCUGAUAUCUCGACAGAACGCAGCGCUGAUACAGUACAGAGUACCAGCCAGAGGAAAGGGCUUUGCUGUCACAAUACGUCACAUCAAGAAUAGCAGACCUUGUAACUUAAUGCUCUUCGGCUCGGAGGGCGUGUACACGCUACGGAACCACGGGGAGACCGGCAACUGUUCGCUCAUUGCCAUAUCUCCCGCGACGGUACGAGUUCUGGACCUCAAUGUCGGCCAGACUGUGAAGCGUGGGACUUUAUUGUAUGUGGAGACGGGGACUAUACAUCGAUGCACAAAGCGGGGAUUACAUGACUUCGUGGAGAUAGGCGGUGCGAGCGGGCUCGACCAUACUAGCAUGGAGGUUUUCGACAGUGUGUGUGGACUGGACUCUAAUGAAGCCCGCCGCCUCGUAUCCAUAGCCUGCGAAGACACGGUAGUGCGACUGGUCUCAAGUGGCCGAUUCCAAAACUCAGUGACUCUCGCCUUCUCGCCUCUCCCCAUGGAGCACAUAGAACACGCUGAUCUAAUCUGUGGCUUAAACGAUGUUUAAAUAUAUACCAGUCUAGUGAUUCCCUCAAAAACUUUUACAAUCUGUUGUACCAUUAUUUUGUAAAACAUGUACAAUUGUAAGCCAACUUGUUUUACAAUUUUAUGCCAAAAGAUGUUUCCAAGAAAUGUGCGUCGUGGAAAGUUUCAUUCGUGUUUCUCCACUGAGUUUUACAAAGAAUUCUACGCGGUAUGAAGGCUUAGACAUUAUGUAUUUAUUCAUAUGUAGUGAAUAGGCUUAUCUACUUGAACACAGCAUGAAUCGAUGCAAUACGUUUAAGUCUAUAUUCCACGAAAAUCUUCCUUUAAAUAGCUGUAUUCUCACACCAAUUGUUUGUAAAAAUGGCUUGAGAAUAUUUAUUGUGAACGUAGAAAUGUAAUAAGUAUGUAAGUAGUAAAACCAUUUAUUCUAGUCAAAGGUGUUAAGAGGUUUCCUUCCCAAAGUCCCAAUAAAAGUAACUCAUCGAAAAA
This is a messenger RNA of Colias croceus (clouded yellow), 1803 nucleotides long. Its product is annotated as corticotropin-releasing factor-binding protein. The coding region runs from base 374 to 1336 and encodes 320 amino acids. The transcript is spliced from 7 exons. Gene Ontology annotation, biological process: negative regulation of corticotropin-releasing hormone receptor activity; negative regulation of corticotropin secretion; hormone-mediated signaling pathway. NCBI's taxonomy places the organism in Eukaryota, Metazoa, Arthropoda, Insecta, Lepidoptera, Pieridae. Gene Ontology annotation, molecular function: corticotropin-releasing hormone binding. The record is from RefSeq and is a predicted model, not a curated record.